Messenger RNA from Hevea brasiliensis (rubber tree), 3085 nucleotides. RefSeq lists its product as uncharacterized. The coding region runs from base 149 to 1720 and encodes 523 amino acids. The record is from RefSeq and is a predicted model, not a curated record. Lineage: Eukaryota; Viridiplantae; Streptophyta; Magnoliopsida; Malpighiales; Euphorbiaceae. The transcript is spliced from 5 exons.
ACAUUUUUCAAACUCCGUGCACCAAGCCGUUAUUGUAUCACUUCCCAACACACCAGACCUGGAUGGCUGAUGGCAAUCCUUCUCAGACUCGGUAGUAUCAUCACAAUGUCUGAUUCUUCCCUAGGAAUAAAGAGAAACACAAAGGAAAAUGGUUUUCUUUUUUAUCUCAAUUCGAUCAAAUCACAGCUGCCACAGAAAAAGGCGCUGUUAUAUAUUGCUGUACUCGAAUCCGAGUUCUAUAACUCACUGGUUCAGCUCUGGCACUGACUGGACUAAGUCCGAGUUCCCGGGAGUGAACGCGUACGAUAUCUUAGGAGUUUCCGAGAUCAGCUCAUUCGCCGAAAUCAAAGCAUCGUUUCGGAAAUUAGCUAAAGAAACUCACCCGGACCUCGCCGAGUGUAAGAACGGUUCCUCCACCUCUCACCGUUUCGUUCAAAUUCUCGCCGCUUACGAGAUUCUUUCAGAUUCUGAGAGGAGAGCCCACUAUGACCGGUAUCUGAUGUCUCAGAGAAGAGUCAUGCAGAACCAUUCUGGAGAAGGUUCAACAUUGUACAUGUAUAAAACCCAAAUGACUGCACGUAAACAGAUGGAAGUUGUUGAAUGGUUGAAGUGGUAUCGAUUGGCCAUAAAUGACAUAUUGUUAGAGAAGAAAGUGGUGGUUGGAGCAAGCUAUUUUGAUGUACUUGAAGCUGAUUUUUAUUCAGCCAUACAUGCAGCUUACUAUGGCCCUAUAAUUGAGUCUAUGGAUCUUCUUCCUGACCGUUUUGAAGCAGAGGAAAGGUCUGUUUGUGAAACUCCAGAGGUUCUACACUUGGUUUCUGGACGUGAUCUUUUUGGGAUGGUCUGCCUAGUCAAUAAAAUUCCUGAAUUAUCUUCUUCUUGCAACAAGAAGUUGAAUUCUUUUACAUCUGCUUGUUUGGAUAACUGUGGAUCUAUUGAGAACACAAGCAUCUUCAUGAAUUAUGUUGAAGUGAACAAGGAUGGACUGUCUCAUAUGAAUGCAAGGAAUAUUCUAAGUCAAAUAUCAGAUGCAUAUAAAGAUUUGGAAUUGCAUGUAAAUGGAAGGGUGGUUGCUGUGGCCACUAGAGUUCCUCCUAAAGGGCAAUUUAAUGGAGUACAGAAUGAAGAUUCUCAAGAUCAAAUACAUGUUUUUCUUAAUUCAGAUGGUAAUUCCACUCAUAUUAGAAGAGGUUGUUCCCAGGAUUCCAUUUUGGACGGUGCAGUUGGACUUAAGAUUCCACUGGGAACAAUAACCGGAUUGGGAACCAGUCCUGAAGAGGGAUCAUGCUUUGUCUAUGAUAGGAGUGGUACAAAAACCCAUGUUAUAAUGAAACAUAGGACUUUACUGGUAAAGCAUAUGCACUGGUAUGCAGUGGGGGAUAAAGUUUCUGUUUGUGAAUGUAGGUGCAGUAGAGCUCGAUUACCACCAAGCAGAUUUUGGCUGUUUGAGCCUCGUUGUGGCAUGCAUGAUAUAGGUGGUUGGUACAUCGAAACAUUUGGUAGAGAUAAGAAAGGUCGAACGGUUCCAUCUCAGAGGCAUUGGGAUGGCUUUGAUGAAAGUGAACAAUAUGACAAGAGACUCCAUCCAGCAAUGUAUUUACUUGCUCUUGCAUAUAGAACACUAGAUCUUGAAGAUACAAAAAGAAGAAAACGAGCAUUCAAGAAUUUUGUUGAAAGCCAACUGUUUAGAGUUUUCCAUUGGUGCAAGAAACUUGUUUAGGAGUGAUUUCUAGAUCUUAAAGAUUCAAUAUCUGGUUUACCUCUCUGGCUUGGUUAAAUACUUCUUUUCUUAGGUGGUUGUGCAUUACCAUUUAAUUGGUUAAGCCAAUUGCACUAGCAAGUAGGAAAACAUUCUGGAGGAUGAUUCUUGCAGUAUUCAAAGGAUAAUUCAUCAGAAUUCUCACUGCAAGAAGUUUGUUUGAGGGUAGCCACUUCGGAUGUUGAAUAUCUGAUACUAUAAAUGCUUUGAAUCUGGAAUAUUGAAAUGAUUUGGUUCCAAGGUAGAAGAAGAAGCUAAUAACUUGCUUUAGUGUCAGUUUAUCAAGAUCACAUUAAUUGCCAGCAAUUUCUUCAGAAUCUAUAAUAGUGAAUCCUGCUAUUGUGGAUUACUUCAGUGGUGCGCAGAAAAUAUGGUUACCUUUAAUUCUGCAAGUAGAUCUACAAAGAUGACUUAUUGUCUAUCUUCGAGGGCUUACCUUUUCUGUUGUGUCUGCCAUCUACUCUAAAGAUCACAUCGUAUUGCCAACUUUUGCAGAAGAUGUUCUAGAAGUUUUUCUCAGAAAUUGUUUGAGAGGCAUGGAAGGGAAGGUGAUAUUCCUGAAUCUCCCAACUCUGCUAAUUCAAGUAUCAGGCAACUAUGUCUCUUGGCAGCUAAUUGGGAUGCAGAUUAUCCCAGCAAAUGGCUUAUUAAGCAUGAAAUAGAUGUUACAAACAAGUCAGUUGCGCUAAUGUGGUUCUGCUUAUACUGCUUUCCAUGUCAUUCAUGUAUUUCUUGUCAGAAAAAAUUGAGGGCCAAAUUGAAAGCUUUGCUAUAUUUUCUUUUCCCUUUAAAGGCUUUAAUGUAUAGGCUAGGAAACAGACAUGCUUUGUUCCUUGAAGUUGAUGAAGAGUCAAUAUAUCAGUUUAUUUGAUCUCCCCGCAAUGCCAUUCUUGUUUGCGUGGUUGUCAAAGGUGUGCUUAAGGUGCAUGGCGCAUCGGGCUCAAAGGGGAUUGCCUCAGGCACCGAAAGGUGGGUAACCUCACCAAGGCGCAGCGAGGCGCAGCGAGGGGCAAGGUGUGCCUAGGUGGGCCUGAGUGAGGUGGGGAAGAAAGGAAAAAGGCAAGAGGACAAGAAGAAGAAGAAGAAGCUGCCUGCCCAUCAAAGACAAACACUGCCAAAAAAAAUAUAUAGAAAGGGAGAAGGAGAAGAGGAAGAAGAGAAGACAGAAAUUAGAUGUACCUGGCUGGCUCUGGCUGCCUUUGCUCUUGAUGAUAAAACGUGGCUAUGUUUGUGUAUCGGCUGUGUAUCUCCAAUGUAGCUAAUGGAUGGUGCUUAAAAUGGGCCAAUAGUUAAUGGGUUUAAAUCUAAUUUAGAGAUUUUUUUUUA